AUGCAGUAUUUAAAGGGCGAGUCAUCGGCGUGCACAAGUUUCAGGCAGAAAGGGUACAUAUUGAAGGUACAAAUUGCCAUCGAAGAUGAGUUGCCAAGCGAUAAUAUGCCCAUGAGCUGUUACGUCUUGCACUUAACAGGUGCCAACCAUCUCCGUAACUGGUACGCCCCAAGCUACACCAAGCGGCUGUAA
Molecule: messenger RNA, 192 nt
Organism: Babesia bigemina
Lineage: Eukaryota; Apicomplexa; Aconoidasida; Piroplasmida; Babesiidae
Exons: 2
Coding region: 1-192 (63 amino acids)
Source: RefSeq, a predicted model, not a curated record